CUCGCUCCUCCCCCCCCCCAACAAUGCUCUCCGGCAUCCUCAUCUUCAACCAGAAGGGCGAGAACCUCAUUUUCCGCGCCUUCCGCAGCGACUGCCGCCCGCGCCUGGCCGACAUCUUCCGCAUCCAGGUCAUCUCCAACCCGCAGGUCCGCUCCCCGAUCCUGACCCUGGGCUCCACCACCUUCAGCCAUGUCAAGCACGAGAACAUCUACCUGGUCGCCGUGACCAAGAGCAACGCCAAUGCCGCGCUGGUCUUUGAGUUUCUGUACCGCCUGGUGGUGCUGGGGAAGAGCUACUUCGGGAAGCUGGAUGAGGAGGCCGUGAAGAAUAACUUUGUCCUGAUUUAUGAAUUGCUUGAUGAAAUCCUCGACUACGGCUACCCGCAAAACACCGAAACCGACACACUGAAAAUGUACAUCACAACGGAAGGCGUGAAAUCCGCGAUCGCCAACUCAGCCACCGACUCCAGCCGAAUCACCAUGCAAGCGACAGGCGCGCUCUCCUGGCGGCGCGCCGACGUCAAAUACCGCAAGAACGAAGCCUUUGUGGACGUGAUCGAGGACGUGAACCUACUCAUGUCCGCGACCGGAACGGUGCUGCGCGCCGACGUCAACGGCCAGAUCAUCAUGCGGGCGUACCUGUCCGGCACCCCAGAGUGCAAAUUCGGGCUGAACGACCGUCUGCUCCUCGACAGCGGGGACUCGAGCACCUCCUCCAGCACACCCGGAAACCGCGACGGCACGAUGAAGGCAACGCGGGCGGCCGCGGGAUCAGUCACACUGGAAGACUGCCAGUUCCACCAGUGCGUGAAAUUGGGACGGUUCGACGCGGACCGCAUCAUCUCGUUCGUGCCCCCCGACGGCGAAUUCGAACUCAUGCGCUACCGCGCGACCGAGAACGUCAACCUCCCCUUCAAAGUCCACCCGAUCGUGCGCGAAGUCGGCACCACGAAAGUCGAAUACAGCGUCGCCAUCAAGGCAAACUACAGCUCGAAACUCUUCGCGACCAACGUCGUCAUCCGCAUCCCCACCCCGCUUAAUACCGCCAAGACGACCGAGCGCACCAGCCAGGGCCGCGCCAAGUACGAGCCCGAGCAUAAUAAUAUCGUGUGGAAGAUCGCGCGGUUCUCGGGCGGCAGCGAGUUCGUGCUUACGGCAGAGGCGACGCUGACCAGCAUGACGCACCAGAAGGCGUGGAGUCGGCCGCCGCUGAGUCUCUCGUUUAGUUUGCUCAUGUUUACGAGCUCGGGGUUAUUGGUUCGGUAUCUCAAGGUCUUUGAGAAGAGUAAUUAUAGCAGUGUCAAGUGGGUGAGGUACAUGACUCGCGCGGGGAGUUAUGAGAUUCGAUUCUAGUAUCUGUCCCUGCAGGCAGGACAGCGUUUCCAAUACCAUAUCAUAUCCAUCAUCUAUUCAUCCUCAUCCCCAUCCACAUCAUCCACAUCCUCAUCCACAUCCACACCCACACCCACAUCCACAUCCACAUCCUCAUCCUUCCGUCGAACGUACAAUACGAUUCGAUUGUUCAUUACCAGCAUCAAGCUCGGGGUCUGGCGUUGAUUGGUUCAUUCAUUCUUACAUCCGUGCUUCUAUGCCGUGGUUGUCUUCGAGUUGUAUAUGUACUAGUAGUUACUACAUGGCAUGCAUGCAUGCAUGCAUGGCAUC
Molecule: messenger RNA, 1661 nt
Organism: Aspergillus heteromorphus CBS 117.55
Lineage: Eukaryota; Fungi; Ascomycota; Eurotiomycetes; Eurotiales; Aspergillaceae
Product: AP-2 complex subunit mu
Exons: 3
Coding region: 24-1352 (442 amino acids)
Biological process (GO): clathrin-dependent endocytosis; intracellular protein transport
Cellular component (GO): AP-2 adaptor complex; cytoplasmic vesicle
Molecular function (GO): clathrin-cargo adaptor activity
Source: RefSeq, a predicted model, not a curated record